AUGGCUAGUAACGACGAGUAUGGAAUUGCUUUAAUCGACAAUGAAAUAGAUGCUCGUUUAUGCGCUAAAUUACUUGCGGAAGAAUUUGCUUUAUACAAUCCUUUGGCAGCUUUUAUUCAGAUAACAGCUAAGGAAUUUUUUGCUCAACGAACUUACCCGUUAAUGCUCGAUGUACUUGAUGAAAAAUUAUCAUUUCUUAUACGACAUCGACCAACAAAUGAAGUUGCCGCAGCAAUCAUAGCCAAUGAUCUGUUUUCAUAUUAUGAAAAACGUCGAUUUGAGACUUUUAAUCCUAUAUCUAAUUAUCCAACGAAAGAUUUAUUCACAGAAAUGCUCGAUAAAUUUGUUCAUGUUGAUUUCGACCAAGAAUUAAAACCGAAUACAGUUUUAUUUCUUCUAUCUGGUGCAACACGAUUUACACAUGCAGGUAAUAAUUUAGCUGCUCAAUUACGUGCUCAUGUAUGUAAUCAUGCACGAAAUACCCGAGGAUUUCAAUAUGCAUUUAUACAAACAUGUCAUCCAGCAACACGUCAUAUCUAUAUUAAAAAAAUGAAUGGAAAAGAAUCAAGAGUAGUUGAUCCAGCAGAAUGGGUAUGGAAGAAGAAAGAUGCUGGUUUAUCACGUCCAUUUAAAGAUUAUAAAGACGAGCCAGUUGUCAAUAUUCUUAUCGAUUUGAACGAACAAAAAUAA
Messenger RNA from Rotaria sordida, 690 nucleotides. Lineage: Eukaryota; Metazoa; Rotifera; Eurotatoria; Philodinida; Philodinidae. The record is from the annotation of a GenBank genome assembly.